This is a messenger RNA of Alternaria rosae, 2993 nucleotides long. RefSeq lists its product as uncharacterized. The transcript is spliced from 3 exons. The record is from RefSeq and is a predicted model, not a curated record. Lineage: Eukaryota; Fungi; Ascomycota; Dothideomycetes; Pleosporales; Pleosporaceae. Bases 83 to 2647 code for a protein of 854 amino acids.
AGCCCCUCCACUGCUCCACCUUGGCCAUUGCAUUUCAUCUCAUCCCGUCCCAUCGCCUGCAUCUCGCUGCCCGUACAAGGUCAUGCCACUCAGGAAGGGAAUCACUGUCAACAACCACACGGGCGCCUUCGAAGACGACGACGAAGACUUCACUGACGACGACUCGGCCGGCAUCCAGGUAGUCUCGGCCAGCGACGACGAGUAUAGCACCUCGGAGGCGACCGAGGAAGACGCCGACGAGGAUCAAAGCGAAGACGACAUCCAAGACGACGAUACAGACGACAACGAAGAGGACGAGGGCUCGUGGGACUACAUCGACGAGAUCAACCCUUCCGACUCUGCCUCUCGCCCUCGCGUUGUCCACCGUCACCCUGCGCCACACCACGCGAUCCCCCCACCUGCUGUAGCCCCUUCACGAGCACCCCGACCCAAGCCCUCGCACCGAGACCGAGCCUCUUCACGCCACGCAGCCCCCGUACCAGACCCUCCCUCGCGCCUUCAGAGCCACAGCCGCAGCCGCAGCCGCAGCAAACUGGAGCGCGCACGCAGGCCGAGGCGGCCAAGGCCCCAAUCCGUCCACCAUCAGGACCCUCUCGACGUCGAGGAUGACGACGACGACUACCCAUACGCCCCAUCGGCUCGCCCUGGCCCCCCUCCCGGCCAUCCCAGUGCUGGCUGGGGCCACAUUCCCCAGCAUGCCCCCAACGGCUACGCUCCAAGCUUGAUGUCGGAUCCACGCUUCCCAUAUGCCUUCCCAGGCGGCGCCGCCCAGUCGCCUGCAGGCCAGCUGGUUCCUUUUGGCCACGACACACAUCCCGCCUAUGCUCAGAAUCCCUUUGCGCCCAAUGGACAGAAUCCGUUUACCCAAGGCCCCGCUUCGGCUGCAGAUCCGCGUGCCGGCUACUUUCCCGAAUAUCAGGACACCCGCCAUCAGGACUCGCGCCAGGCACGCAGAGGACAUCGCAACUCGAUGCCGCCAGCGCCCCCCGGGGACAUGAUGCCUUAUUCGCCAAUGGGCUACUACCCACCAUACGGCGCUCCGCCGUAUGGCAUGCCGCCUCACAUGUAUCCGCCUUAUGGACAUCCACAGCAUCCCUCCCCUCCGCCACAGCACCCUCCCUCGAAGCGGCCGACCCCGAAGCCCCAGCCCGAAGAAGAACACCAUCCGCCCGCUGCGCCCGCUCCACCCCCACCACCGCCACAAUCCCAGCCGCCUCAAACUCCGGCUAUGCAGAUGCAACUCCAGCCAAUGCAGCAGCCAAUGCAGCAGUCAUUACAGCAGUCAUUGCAGCAACAACAGAUGCAGCAGCAACUCAUGCAGCAGCCCAUGCACCAGCAGCUCAUGCAACAGAUGCACCCCAUGGCCAUGAUGCCUCCGCCUCCGCCUCCGCCUCAACAAUCUCCGCAACCCGACCCAAAAGAAGAGGGCAUGCUCUCUAAGCUCGAGAAGCUCUUGCUAGGCAAGGAGGAGGAAGAGAGAAAGGCAGCAGAGAAGGCGAAGAGAGACGCCGAGUUGGCCAAAUUUGACCGUCUAGAGAACCUGCUCAUCUCUCAACAAGAAGCCAAGAUAGAGAAAGAGAAGGCAAAGAAAGAGGCUGCCGAGAAGGCUGCACAGGAAGCUGCCGAGGCAAAGAAGAGGGGCGACGAGGAUAAGCUCGCCAAGCUCGAGACCCUCAUCCUUGCCCAGAAAGACGAGCAACUCAAGCGUGAGGCGGCCGCAGACGCGGCUCGUGCAGCCGAGAAGGCAGCUGCAGAUGCAGAGGCCACCAAGAUUGCCGAAGAGAAGAAAGCCGCUGCGGAAAAGGCAAAGUCACUGCUCGAAGCAGCGCAAAAGGCACGCGAGGAGGCUGAGAAGAAGGCGGCCGCGGAAGCGGAAGAGACCAAGAAGGCCCAUGAGAAAGCUUUGGCAGAGGCAAAGGCCGCUGCAGAGGAGCUGGAAAAGGCAAAGAAGGCCGCGGAAGAAGAGGCUGCGAAGUUGAAGCCUUCCGACGCUCCCAAGGCUCCAAUCAAGUUCAAGGACGCCGUUGGCCGCAAGUUUAGCUUUCCAUGGGACCUAUGCAAGACUUGGAAGGGUAUGGAAGAACUGAUCAAACAAGCUUUCCUGCACGUCGAUGUGAUUGGUCCUCAUGUUCAUGAAGGCCACUACGACCUCGUCGGACCUGAUGGCGAAAUCAUCCUGCCCCAGGUUUGGGAAACCAUGAUUCAACCUGACUGGGCCAUCACCAUGCACAUGUGGCCAAUGCCUGAGCCUCCACCACCUCCGCCCGAGCCGCCGAAGGAGGCAUAUCCUCCGCCACCGCCCCCUCCACUGGAUGCUCAAAUGUUCAUGUCAAGCCAUCUUCCACUAAAGGGAAAGGGCAAGAGGGACAAGAGCAGAAAGCGAGAAUCUCUCUCACAUGCACACGUUGUGCAACUCCCACCCCCUCCAGUCGGCUUGCCUGCAGGAGCAAUGGCUCCUCCACCGCCACCGCCACCUCCUGGGCAUCCUGCUGGCGGUCCGCUGCCACCCCCUCCCGCAGUUGUCGUUAUGCCUAGCGGUAGUGGCAGCUCUGGAAGUUCUUCUCGCAAGAAGCCCGCCCCGUCACCGUUCUUUAGAUGGGCAGCUGGUACCACCGCUCGCAAGGAUUCUGUCAAGAAAAAGAAGUGAGACUGAAACACAAUGCAGUUGAACCUGAAGCGGUGGUAUAUUGCGAUCGAUCCGGUGACACAUCCUGUGUUGUGUUCCUCGUUCGCGUCGCAAGUGACACCUUCGCGUCUUGUUUAUCAUCGUGUACAUGCGCUUGGCUAGUCUUAUAUCUCUUAGCCAUUUCCUCCGUGCUUCCUUCGCCAAGCUAUGGACAUGCUGUGGCAGCGUCAGGAACAGCGCGUUUUUGCUUUUCAAUUUAUCGUAUGUGGACUUGGGACUGUUUGUUUAUGAUUGUGCAGAAAAGCUCAGAUAUGUUGGUUUAGGCUACUUUCUGAUCAACAAGAUACCAUGGUCGUUUAGCGUUGUA